This is a messenger RNA of Symbiodinium natans, 1176 nucleotides long. The record is from the annotation of a GenBank genome assembly. Lineage: Eukaryota; Dinophyceae; Suessiales; Symbiodiniaceae.
AUGGCCAAGCUCGCCCUCCUGGCCUUAGAGGACCACCGAGGGCAACCUUACAAGCGACCGCCCCUGCCACCGUUUGUCUACAGCCAGGUAAUCGCACCCUACCUGAGCUUCAAUGGACCCGUCCCGGACCAGCUUUACGUGAUUGGCGGAAGGGACAGCAACCAGGAGCCGCUGAAUGUUGUGGAGAUGUUCGACUCAUGGAACGGAAGGUGGGUCACCUGCCCACCAAUGCUGGCCAAACGGGCUGGUUGCGCAGCCGCACCAUUGCCCAAUGGCUGCUUCCUGGUGUGUGGAGGAUACGACGAGCAGGGCAUCGUCCGAGGGGUGUUGGACAGCUGUGAGGUCUUUGAUCCUAUCAAGCAAGUGUGGUGCAACACAGGUGCAGCCUUGAUGCGAGCACGGUGGGGCCACGGUUGCUCUGUGCUCGGCAACACCGCCAUUGCUGUCGGGGGCUGUGCCCUGCUGGGAGGCUCCCUGAUUGGUGAGGAGCUGAUGGAGACCCUGCGCAGCUGCGAGGCCUACGAUGUCUCACUGAAUCAAUGGUUCGCAGCUCCCAACCUCAACGUGGCCCGUGCCGGGGCCAGGGUGGUGACAAUCGCCGGCGGAAAGCUCGCGGCCGUCGGCGGUUGCGACGACGUGUUUGGCCGCGCGGAGAUGUUGGCCAGCGUGGAGAUCCUGAACCAAGGACACGAUCAUUGGGUCCUGCUGGACACGCAGCUAGGCGUUCCCAGGACGACAGCAGCAGCCGUGGCUCUGGACGCAGAGAGGAUUCUAGUGAUGGGGGGUGCCCCUUCGCUCUCCUCAGCCGAGGUGUACCAUGUGCACAAGCGCAACCCAGAGCACAGUGCCUGCCAUGGCGAGGGCUUUGAGGUUGGGGACAUGGCGGAAGGCCGCAUGGGAUGCCAGGCAGUGGCAAUGAGGCUUCCUGCCCCGGGUCGGACUUUUCCCACUUGCACGAGGCAGUGCGUUGUUGUUGUCGGCGGGGAGAAUGGAGACGAGGACUGGUCAGAGGACGAGUCCACUGCCUCUUUGGCUCGGCAGUUCAGCACGGUCCUGGUCUUUGAUGCAGAAGAAGGUGCGUGGCGACCGACGGAUGCCUUCCCACAACUGCCGACGCCUCGCACAGCCAUGGCCCUGUGCGUGUCGCCGGGGAUUGUGGCUGGUUAUGGCUGGUAG